Patiria miniata (bat star) is the source of this 1077-nucleotide messenger RNA. Its product is annotated as E3 ubiquitin-protein ligase TRIM71-like. The coding region runs from base 1 to 1077 and encodes 358 amino acids. Lineage: Eukaryota; Metazoa; Echinodermata; Asteroidea; Valvatida; Asterinidae. The transcript has 3 exons. The record is from RefSeq and is a predicted model, not a curated record. Gene Ontology annotation, molecular function: ubiquitin-protein transferase activity; zinc ion binding. Gene Ontology annotation, cellular component: chromatin; nucleoplasm. Gene Ontology annotation, biological process: positive regulation of DNA-templated transcription.
AUGAUGGUGGUGGUGGUGCCCCAAGCCUCUGUCACCUGGCGGGGCUGGUCGGAUUACCGAGGGACCGCUGGGUUUCGAACGCCAAGCCCCGCCGUCCCGCCUGCACAUGCGAGUCGACCUGUUGUUCCGAAGCCAUGUGCUCCUGUAGGCUGCUGUAAGAAUGCGGGAUUUGUCUGGGAGUGGCCUGUCUACAAGAGUAAACUUAGAGAAGAAGUUCCCAAAUGUGACGAGCAUCCAGAUCAGAAUCUCAAUGUCUACUGCAACUCAUGUGAGCAAGUCAUAUGCACAACAUGCUCUGUACUUGAUCAUGAAAAACACUCACUCACUGGAUUACCUGAGGCAGUAGAGAAAUGUAAGAAGAAGGUCACAGAAAUGGUCCAAAAAAGUGAGAAAAGAAAAACAGAAUUGAGCACCACCAUAGAAGAGAUGUCCAAAUCUCGCAAGGAUCUGGACACCAUGUUUGCCUACACUCAAAAGAAAAUCUCCAAAAAGGCUCAACAGGAGAUUACAAAGCUCAAACAGGAGGUUGCAAAGAUCAAAAAGGAAGAACAGAAAUUGUUGAAAGAGACCAGCACGAUUUAUAAAGACAAACUCAAAGCUUUUGAAGCUGUUCAAGCAACCAACAGGAAAGAGUUGACACAGACAGAGCACAAGCUGGAGGAGGUGAACCAACUCAUGAAUCAAGCAAGUUGCUAUGAGAUUCUUGAACUUCAGCAGAAGCUCUUGCAUAACCUCAGUGAAUUGUCAGGGAAACAGCCACAACAAGUUCCCGACAGGUUGACCUUCAUGGAUUUUGAAGAAGGUGACAGGUCACUUGGGAGACUCAUUCUGGAGGAAGAACCAAAGGCUGCAGAAAAGCCAACGCCAAGACCUCCAAGAUCAUGUGUGAAGGAGAAAUGGGAACUGAAGAGUGAAGCCACGAACAUUGGAGUAACACAAACAUAUAUAUCACAUGUUGCAGCACUCUUUAACAAUAAAAUACUUGGAUGUGGUUAUCCACGUGGCAUCACAUUCACAUCAAGUGGUGAUCUGGUAGUGGCUGCAGGAGAGUCUGUACAGGUCUAUCACCGAGUGUAA